Molecule: messenger RNA, 4566 nt
Organism: Penaeus chinensis
Lineage: Eukaryota; Metazoa; Arthropoda; Malacostraca; Decapoda; Penaeidae
Product: serine/threonine-protein phosphatase 6 regulatory ankyrin repeat subunit A-like
Exons: 9
Molecular function (GO): protein binding
Source: RefSeq, a predicted model, not a curated record
GAUCAGAGAAGAGUGCCAUACGACAGCCUGAAAGUCUUUUAGAGUAUCAUGAAAUAUCCGAGGCACAAUAUUAGAUGAUCCCCGAUGAAGAUAACAGCAGCCCUGACGCAGUUCCGUGCUGAGAGCUUUCCUGCGAUAUUUGUGUGAGAACAUAAAGUGUGCAGAAGUCCUCAGCGACGUAAAUUUCAGAUGUAAAUUUGUAAGAAGUGAGAAGAAAUGAAAGAUUUGCCACAACAGUAAACAAACGAAAGGUUCACCAUCCCGAACAUUGUUUAAAAGAACACAAUGGACCCCGAAAGCAGAACCAAGAAUCUCCACUUGUAUUUAGCAAUAUUGUUAGGCGACGUUAAAGAACUUCAGAAUUGCAUUGCAUCGGGGGCGGAUAUUGCAGUUGCAGACAAGUUCGGUGAUACUUUCCUUCAUUAUGUCGCGAAGCUUGGACACUGUAGAGCAGCCAGAGUAUUAUUAGAAGCCAGAAUCGACCCCAAUGCUUCGAACGGCGCGGGUCAGACGCCUCUCCACUAUGCGGCAAGAGCAGGAAACGAGAAAAUUAUUCGAAUCUUACUCAAAAAUGGCGCCCACAUGCGUGUGUUGGACCACAGGGGCCACACGCCGUUGCAGAUUGCAUCACAACGCCAAAGAGAUAAAGCCACGAGGGUAUUACAUAAGAAUAAAACCACAGAGACAAAGAUCUAUCGUCCAAAGCGACUAAAUAUCAUGAUCGACUGCGAUCUCUUCCCAAAGUUGGGUGCGAUUGUGGCGACGGCGAAACGAACCACAGUACUGGACUUUCUAGGCAUGAAGGACAUACACGCAGCAGUCACGGAAGGCGAAAUAGAUCGCGUGAAGAAGUUACUGGAAAACAAACAAAAUGUUCAUAGUAAAAGUCACGACUUGUCUACACCUCUCCAUUUUUCUGCUUUCGGAGGGAGCACUGAUAUAGUAAAAUUUCUACUGAAAAAAGGCGCGAACCCCGAUGCCGAAAAUGAAACGGGCGACACUCCGCUCCAUCUUGCAGCCAUCAGCGGGAAGAUUGAGGUCUUGCCGCUGUUAGCAACCGCAGCCAACAUCAAUAAAUCAAGUGCCACUCACGACAAGCUUAUACAUUAUGCCAGAUAUGGAGGAGAAAAUCCUGAGCAGGCUAUGUUGGACGUUUCUCAUCUCUCCUCAGAGGGAAACACACCGCUCCAUUUUGCGUGUUUGGCUGGGCAUAUCGAAGCAGUAAAUAUUUUGUUGGAAAAGGGUGCUGACCAUAAUUGUACCGCUGAAUCUGGCCAUACACCUUUACAUUAUGCUUCUCUCAGAGGACAUACAAAAAUAGUUCAAAAGCUCAUCGAAGUAGGAGCAGACGUCAACGCACUUGACAGACGUCGAUGUACAGCACUACACUACGCUGCCUCAGCAGGACAUACUUCAGUGGUGGAAGAACUUGCAAGAUCUGGGACAAACUUGCAGCUUCUCACAGACGCCGGGAAAUCUGUUCUUCACGAUGCCUCUUUCUACGGAAGGUUGGACUCCGCCCAGAGGCUGGCAGAGAUUGAACCUAACCUCAUCGCCGUCCGAGACAAGUUGGCGCUUUCGGCAGAAGACACAGCUCACAUCCGAGGUCAUGUUCACACAGCCUGGUGGCUCCAGAAGCAAACGGAGGCAGAAACCAGUCAUGAAACUUUUAACCACAGGACGAAAAUCUGCAAAAACGAUAUCAAUGACUAUGGCGAAAUCAGCUUGAAGAUAAAGAGCACCAACCAGGGGAAGAAUGCAAGCAUCUUGGCAAGCAGCAUUGACUUCGGUCUGUUCGAGAUCCACUUCCAAGACCACCAAGGGCGGACGCUCCUUCACGUGGCGGCCGAGCAGAAUGACUUUGCCAACGUCAAGGUCCUUUUGGAGAGAGGCGCCCUGCCCACAGCUCUCACCUUCAACAGCAAGACUCCCGGGGAUCUUGCCCUUGAGAAAGGUCAUUUACAGGCCUAUAAUAUUAUCAACAGCAAGAAGAUUUAUGAAAGCAAAGAAAAUCCUGAAGAGCUGUUUGUAGCUCUGCUCAGACUGAUAACGGAGACCGCAUGCUACAAAGGCAACACAGCAACGACGACCCAUGUCCUUGAGUCCAUGGACGCCAGCACCGAGGGUCAGAACCCGUCGCUGUCGGCCGUGGUGAAGGCAUCGUCGCUUCUGAUCUCGGGCGCCCCCCUGGAGCCUCCUGGGUCCCACACCUGCUACCCGCUCCACCUCGCCAUCACCGCCAACUGCACUCCCCUCCUGCCUCUUCUUCUGGCCGCCGGGGCGCCGCUCACGGCCACUAGGGAUGGGCUUGGCCCGGUGCAGCUCGCGUGGCUCACUCCCAACAUCACCACUUGGAUCGCCGUGCUGGUUACAAGGGCUGUCAGAGACCGGAUUGCGGUGGAGAUGCAGCCCCUGGAUGGCGCCCUUCAGGCAGCUGCACGGGCGCUGCUGGAGGCUUUGGACGGAGACAGGCCGUGGGAGGCCGCGCUCGAGCUUCCCGCCGGCUCCUCGGACUCUCUGGACGCGCUGCUCUUCCGCGCAGCCAAGGGCGGAGCCGCCACACUGGCUUGGUGGAUCUGGAACAGCGGCGGCUCCGCGGUGUCCCGGCACACUAAGGAAGCCACGCCCCUGCACGCUGCCCUGGACGAAGGGCAUCUCGAAACGGCCAGAGCCCUCGCCCUCCACAUGGGGGGGAACCUCUUCCUCCCCGACGCCAACGGACGACUGCCGAUCAGCCUGAUGUCAUCCCACGCAGACAGGAUCAUCAAGGAGUCGUUGGCUCGUGAAUACACUAUACUGGAGCAAGAAAAGGAAAAGGCUAAGAGUUCCGCCAGUCGAAAAGAGGUUCUUGAAGUGACGUUCCUCUUCUUGGUUCUGUGCCUGGAGUUCGACCCGCAGGUGAAUUCUUCCGACUACCCUGACGAGCGCUGGAGGACUGUCCUCUCCUGGUUACUCUCGCUUCACUCUCUCGACACCGAGAGAUACAAAGGCAAAGCGGCGUGGAUAAAAGAGAUGAUUGACACGUUUGGGGAAGUAUGGCGAGAGGUGCACUCGUAUCACGAGGAGGAUAAUCCUGGUUGUUACAAAUACCAUCUGAAAUUAGUUGGAAAGUUGCAUUCCAGGUUCUGGACUCACCGUGAUGAAAUUAGUGAACUCUUUGGUGAAACUGAUAACACACAGCAAGAAAAUUAUAUUUGUGAACUACUGAAGAGAGCCAUUAUCAAGUCAUGUGAUAAAAAUAUGCCUCUGUUCUUACACCUGCUGUCAUGCGUGGCUGGUGUCAAAUUUAGUGAGAAGAUUGACGCAGUGUGUGGAGGAUUCCCACUUCACUGCGCAGCCCUUCACAAUAAUAUGUCUGCAGCCAGGUAUAUUCUGAGCAAAGGAGGCUCACGUAAAGUAAAGGACCGCUUCGGCAACACACCUGCCCACUACGCGUACAUGUUCGGGCACCAGGAGGUUGGGGACUUCUUAGAAACUUACUUGGUUAACAACAAUGGCCUUCCUGCUGAAUAUAUGCUUGAAGGAUACAGCCAUUACCUGAAACUGUAUAAACUCAACUCAAAUGACCUACAGAAAAGGAAAAUGCAAAGAGAUAAUACUGCCUCUCAAAUCAUACAAGAACAUUUACAACAUCUAGAAAGGAAUUGGAUGGAAUAUGGCAUAGAUCAAACUGUCAAAGAAUGCCACAUAGAUUUUACAAGUGGCGAAGCUCAUGAAAUUCAAACAGCUGUUACAGACUUUAUAGGACAAGUGACACUUUCAGUUGGAGAAGCAAAUUCAUUAUACAAAGGUAAUUUGCACAUGUUAGGAAGUUCUGGAGACAAUGUUAGAUUAUUUUGCCCAGAUGAGUUUGACUUUAACAUUAUCAUGCAGAGUAUGGAACCAUCUUUCCCUGUCAACUGGAAUAGAGAGUUAAGAGAUAGACCAGUAAAUAGUGAAGUUUUCAAUGCUCUUGAAAACUUCUAUUACAUUUUGAGCCGAUGCCUUGUAAAGUGUAAGCCAAAAGAUGAGAGAUUAGCCAUUGUUCUGCCGGGAGUGAAGAAGACUCAGGUGGGAGUAGCGCUCAGCCUCGUCUGGACAGGUAAGGUGUUCCCUCUCCUGCUGGUGGAUGUUGAUGUUGUGGCCACUAUUAGAGCCAGUUGGCCACCUGCACUCAGGAGGCCAAAGCUCAUGCCCUCCACCUUUGACUCUGUGUAUUUGAAUAGCAUUGGCGACAAAGAAUGGAGGUUCUCAUUCGCACUGGCAGAAAAUGCAGUUAUGAAAAAUCUGACAGCUGACAAACGCAGGGUAUUUCUGGCCUGCAAGCUGGUACUGAGUGCUCUGAAAGUGGAGAAGUGGGCACCGAGACACAUCCAGAACCAAUUCAAAUAUUUCCAUGGAAGAUUCUUCAAGAUUCCCUCUCCAAAGGGCUUCCUUCUGAAGAAUACCUUCUUCCUGGAGCUGGAGGAGGUGACAGAUGAGGAGCAGUGGACGGAGGAGCAUUUAGUGGAGAGGAUGACCUCGAUAUUCCGGAGGAUGUGCGAGGAAUACACCGAACCCACCUCGCAAGUGACUAACUGGGAACCU